AUGCGAAGAAAUUUCCUAUUAAUUCUCAUUUUGAUCGGUUUCUUCUUAAUUUUCUAUCGUUUGCUUGAACAGUCGGAUGUUCCAGAAGAAAAGCUAAAAACAUACACGGCAGAGCCUGCAAUUCAUAGAGGUCCUUACAUUCCAAAGGUUUUAAUCUAUGCUGCUACUCCAUUCUUUCGUGGACCAGUCACCGAUGAGCACUUCUUGAGCGCUUGUACUUCUACCAGGGGUCAAUGUCAUAUCACAAGCGAUUCAGCCGAAUUCGUCAAUGCUUCAGCUGUCGUUUUUCACAAUCCCGAUUUCGACAAUCAGCAUUUAAGCUAUCCAUUUAAUGGGACAAGAAAUGAUGAGAUUCCAUAUGUUUGGUGGAGUCUCGAGAGUCCAACAAAUGGCUUAUUUGUGGCGCCACCAAAUUUUGUCAACUGGACAAUGUACUUCACCCGGAAUUCCGAUAUUUGGUAUCCUUAUGGUCAUUUUCAUCGGCUGAGCUCUAAAAUGAAGGUUGAUUAUGAGCCAAUUUGGGGACAGAAAAGCGAUGAAAAGAUGGCACUGUGGAUUGGGUCGAAUUGCCAGACGGUCAACAAAAGAGCGCCAUUGAUGGAGGCUUUGCGAACAGUUGGAUUAAAGCUAGAGAUUUUCGGGGCUUGUGGCAAGCGAACACCGAAAGAUUGUGAUGGAGUGCUGAAGCAGAAUUUCGAUUGUAUACACGAAAUAGUCAAAGAAUACAAAUUCUAUAUGGCGAUCGAGAACUCAUAUUGCGAAGACUAUGUGACCGAGAAAUUCUUCGCUACGGUCAUGAAAAGAGACUCGAUUCCAAUUGUGGCCCGGCGAUCGAUUUACACCGAUUUACAGAUUCCUGCUUCUUCAUAUAUUGCAAUUGACGAUUUCGCAAAUUUGAAAGAGUUUGUUAAAUAUCUCGAGGUUGUCGGGUCAAACAAGACAAUGUAUUUGGAGUUUUUUAAAUGGAAAGAACGAUAUCAAGUGGUGCCAGAGAUGAACGAUGGAACUGGCUUCUGUGCUUUGUGCCGCCGUCUCCUCCAAGGCCAUUACCGUCGUCAAACCUAUGAAAAUCUUAUGGAAUGGCAAUUCACGACAAAAACUUGCAAUAACUCGUACUUGAAAUCCUAUUUUGAUGUCAGUCCAAAGGGACAAAUUAUCAUCCCAAAGGAG
Messenger RNA from Mesorhabditis belari, 1170 nucleotides. Lineage: Eukaryota; Metazoa; Nematoda; Chromadorea; Rhabditida; Rhabditidae. The record is from the annotation of a GenBank genome assembly.